This is a messenger RNA of Dioscorea cayenensis subsp. rotundata (Guinea yam), 911 nucleotides long. RefSeq names its product thaumatin-like protein 1. Lineage: Eukaryota; Viridiplantae; Streptophyta; Magnoliopsida; Dioscoreales; Dioscoreaceae. The transcript has a single exon. The record is from RefSeq and is a predicted model, not a curated record. The coding region runs from base 58 to 723 and encodes 221 amino acids. Gene Ontology annotation, biological process: defense response. Gene Ontology annotation, cellular component: extracellular region.
AACCUUCUUCAUCCUUUCAUAACCAAAAAUAUAAAACACACACACACACACCUAAUAAUGGCUUCCAUAAAACUUCUAACUCUUCUUCUUCUCCCUCUCAUCCUCCCACUCUCCUACGCUGCCACCUUUGAAAUUGUUAACCGGUGCCCAUACACCGUAUGGGCAGCUGCCUUCCCUGGCGGAGGCAAAAAACUCAAUAGCGGCCAAUCAUGGAAUAUAGAUGUAAACCCCGGCACCACUGGCGGUCGUGUCUGGGCACGCACAGGCUGCAACUUUGACAGCUCCGGCCAUGGCAGCUGCCAAACUGGCGACUGCAAUGGCCUCUUGAAAUGCCAAGGUUAUGGUAAACCACCAAACACUCUCGCCGAGUUCUCCCUAGACCAGCCCAACAAUUUGGAUUACAUUGAUAUCUCUUUGGUUGAUGGGUUCAAUGUGCCCAUGCGCUUCAGUCCGACCGGUGGAUGUGCUCGUGUGAUCCGGUGCUCAGCUGACAUCAAUGGGCAGUGUCCGGCCCAUCUUAGAGCUCCCGGAGGGUGCAACAACCCUUGCACAGUGUUUAAGACUAAUAAGUAUUGUUGUAAUUCUGGCAGCUGUGAACCAACACAUUAUUCCAAGUUUUUCAAGAGCCAUUGCCCAGAUGCUUAUAGCUACCCUAACGAUGAUCCGACUAGUCUCUUCACUUGCCCUGGUGGGACUAACUACAAGGUUGUCUUCUGCCCUUAAAUUAAUCAAUCAGUGUAUGUAUACAUAUAUGCAUGUGUUUUAUAUAUAUAGUGCAUAGGGGAGGGAGAGUUAUCCUUCUUGAAUCAUAUAAAUAAGGUCCUUGUAACCAACCUGUCGGUUGAUGAGGUGAAUAAAAAAGGAUGUGAUGUUAUAUACAUAUUAAGUAUAUUCUGAGUUGUUUAAGUGAA